Galendromus occidentalis (western predatory mite) is the source of this 825-nucleotide messenger RNA. It is a transcript of the gene Trs31, whose product is annotated as trafficking protein particle complex subunit 31. Gene Ontology annotation, cellular component: TRAPPII protein complex; TRAPPIII protein complex; TRAPPI protein complex. Lineage: Eukaryota; Metazoa; Arthropoda; Arachnida; Mesostigmata; Phytoseiidae. The transcript is spliced from 5 exons. The record is from RefSeq and is a predicted model, not a curated record. Bases 214 to 744 code for a protein of 176 amino acids. Gene Ontology annotation, biological process: endoplasmic reticulum to Golgi vesicle-mediated transport.
GGAGAAGAUAUCGGCUCAAAAGUACUUACUACACCUUCCUUGAGUUCUCUAGAAACGUCAGAAACACGUUCCUUCCUCUGCGGGUAUUCCUCGACACUAGAUCGCUGAAGAGACCGUUCUCUCUCUAUCGCGAUUCGAUAACCCAGGCAUCGUCCCGACUCGAAUGACAAGCUUAAGGGGAGGGAAUUCCCUCUGAUAUAAGAGCAAGCGAGGAUGAACAUAAUUUCUUCAUCGAAAACGAAAGUUUGCAAUGUGGACAAGCCUCUCAUCAAGCCCCGGAGCGACAUACACCUGUCGAUAUAUGGACUCUUAUUCUCUGAGAUAGUUCAAUACUGCCAGAACAGGGCCUCCACAAUCGUCGAAACCCAAACAAAGCUAGCGGAGCUGGGUCAGCACAUAGGACAGAGGGUCAUGGAUGUGCAGGCGGUGCGUGAAAAGAACUACAAACGCGAGACCAAACUCAUCCAAAUGUUGAUAUUCAUCAAGGGCUCCAUAUGGAAAAAUCUUUUCGGGAAGGAAGCUGACAAGCUGGAACAAGCAAAUGGAGACGACAAAACGUACUACAUCAUAGAUCAAGAACCGCUCGUCAACAAAUUCAUUUCUGUACCCAAGGACCUGAGCAGCUUGAACUGCGCCGCCUUCAUGGCGGGGAUCGUUGAAGCUAUCAUGGUUGGAGCUAAUUUCCCCUGUAAAGUGACCGCCUGCUCACACAAUGGAACAACGUUCAUAAUCAAGCUGAACUAGUCCGGAUGAAUAUCUUCUGUAUACUUGGAGACGCAGUCGCGGUCGUUGGAUUUUCAAUUUAUGAAUAAAAGACUGUUUCAA